AGACUCUGAAACUGGGGCCGCUGUCAACAAUUUCAGCUUCCACUUCCCCCCGCCCCAUUCCUCCAUUUCCUCGACAAACUAGUUCCCAAACCCAAACCUAAACCCAGCAAUUAGAACCCGAGCGAGGUCCGACUGCGAAACCACCCUCCCAACACCGCCAGCAAAUUGCCCACCAUGUCCAACGGCGUCGCGACCAACGGCACUGAGUCCCAGGACCAGACUCACACCCCUUGCCAACGCUAUCUGAGCACUCGCGGUGAGGACGGCGGUCACUCUUUCGAAUACGUCGUCCUCAAGGGUCUCGCCGCCGACGGCGGUCUCUACAUCCCCCAAGAGGUGCCUGUCGUGCCCGAGUCCGUAUGGCAGAGCUGGAAGGACCUCUCCUAUACCGACCUCGCCUACAACAUCAUCUCCCUCUACGUUUCCCCCUCAGAGAUCCCCGCAAAAGACCUUAAAGACAUCAUCAACCGCUCCUACGCCUCCUUCCGCACCCCCGAGGUUACUCCCCUUGUCCACCUCCAGGACAGCAUACAUCUUCUUGAGCUCUUCCACGGCCCGACUUUUGCCUUCAAGGAUGUUGCCCUUCAGUUCCUCGGCAACCUCUUCGAGUACUUCCUCGUGCGCAAGAACCAGGGCAAGGAGGGAAGGGACAGGUACCACCUGACUGUUGUUGGCGCGACGAGCGGUGACACUGGCUCCGCCGCCAUCUACGGUCUGCGCGGCAAGAAGGAUGUCUCCGUUUUCAUGCUUCACCCCAAGGGCCGUGUGAGCCCCAUCCAGGAGCUUCAGAUGACCACUGUGCUCGAUGCCAACGUUCACAACCUCGCCAUCACCGGCAACUUCGACCACUGCCAGGACAUCCUCAAGUCCCUCUUCGCCGACCCCGAGAUCAACGCUACCCACAAGCUCGGCGCCGUCAACUCCAUCAACUGGGCCCGUAUCCUUGCCCAGACCGUGUACUACUUCUACUCCUACUUCUCCCUGGCCCGCCAGUCCGAGUCCUUCAACAUUGGCGACAAGGUGCGCUUCGUCGUUCCCUCGGGCAACUUUGGCGACAUCCUCGCCGGCUACUUCGCUUUCCGCAUGGGUCUCCCCGUCGACAAGCUUGUCAUCGCCACCAACGAGAACGACAGUCUUGACCGCUUCUGGAAGACUGGCUGCUACACCAAGAAGCCCGUCAGCGGCCCCAAGGCUGAGGGCGGUCUUCCCGAAGACGGCGCCAAGGCGCACGAGGAUGGAGUCAAGGAGACCAUGAGCCCUGCCAUGGACGUCCUGGUAUCGAGCAACUUUGAGCGCCUGUUGUGGUAUCUCGCCUACGAGUUCGCCUCCAGCGCCGGUAUGGAUGACGAGUGGAACAAGAAGCAGGCCGGUCAGGAGGUCAGCUCCUGGCUGAAGGAUCUCAAGGUGAAGGACGGCUUCGGCCCCGUCUACAAGGACGUCCUUGAGAGCGCGCGCCGCAACUUUGAGAGCGAGCGUGUCACCGACCAGGAGACCCUCGACACCAUCAAGAGCCUGUACCAGGAGGUCGGCUACGUACUGGACCCCCACACCGCCGUCGGUGUCGAGGCCGCCAGGAGAUCGGUCAAGCGCGCCGGUGCCGACAUCCCCCAUAUUUCCCUAUCGACAGCCCACCCCGCCAAGUUCUCUGGCGCCGUCAACCUUGCGCUUCAGGACCAGCCCGAGUUCGACUUUGAGGCCAAGGUGCUACCGCAGGAGUUUGUCGGUCUGGACCAGAAGGAGAAGCGCGUCCAGGAUGUGGCCAAUGACUGGACAGCAGUGAGGGAGGUGAUCAGGGAACAAGUAGAGGAGGAGUUGAAGGCGCUGGAUUCUGCUUAGGCUGUCUUUGAGCGGUGGAACGUUUGCGGAUAGGAGCGGGGGGGCAGCAAAAAUCAAGAGGUCAUUU
Molecule: messenger RNA, 1903 nt
Organism: Neurospora hispaniola
Lineage: Eukaryota; Fungi; Ascomycota; Sordariomycetes; Sordariales; Sordariaceae
Product: tryptophan synthase beta subunit-like PLP-dependent enzyme
Exons: 3
Coding region: 175-1836 (553 amino acids)
Biological process (GO): L-threonine biosynthetic process
Molecular function (GO): threonine synthase activity; pyridoxal phosphate binding
Source: RefSeq, a predicted model, not a curated record